This is a messenger RNA of Archocentrus centrarchus (flier cichlid), 4764 nucleotides long. It is a transcript of the gene kdm2aa, whose product is annotated as lysine (K)-specific demethylase 2Aa. Lineage: Eukaryota; Metazoa; Chordata; Actinopteri; Cichliformes; Cichlidae. The record is from RefSeq and is a predicted model, not a curated record. Gene Ontology annotation, molecular function: zinc ion binding; DNA binding; protein binding.
ACGGAAAAUGGCGGCUGUUCGGAGACGGGACUAACUUUGUUGCCAUGCUAGUGAUGCUCACGGUAAAGGCGCCAUCCCUGUAGAUUUCCUGAAUGUUGGCAGCCCUGUGGCCCCCUGUCAGUGUAAAGCAGGGCGGUUAAAGCCCAGAGGAGUGAGCCAGUCUGUUAAAACGAAUGUUUAUAAAUCCUCGAGUACUCAGACGGUCUGUUGGGUCUGAUUGUUGCCACCAGAUCCUUUCAGUAAGUCGGGCUCCGCAUCCUGCGGGGACGGUAACUACCGCACUGCUGAACACAGGGUUUCUGUCUAACUGCGUGGGUUAGUACCUGGUGGGGUCCAUGAAUGGAAAUGGAUGACUCCAAGCCACGUUACAGCACAAGGCUGCGUGCUGGUCCCCGGCGGCGUUACCAUGAUGACGGCAUCUCAGAUGAGGAGAUUGAUGGAAGGAGGAUGUUUGUCCUGGAGGAGAAAGUCACCAGUGAGCGGUUCAGCUCUGACCGGGUGAUUCGCAUGGAUGGAAAAGACUUUACAUAUGAGUUCGUUCAGCGAGGUGGCUUGAGGGACCCAAUCAUUUUUGAGAGAUCUGAUGGACUGGGAAUCAAGAUGCCAGAUCCUGACUUCUGUGUCAAUGACGUCAAGAUGUUUGUCGGUAGCAGACGCAUGAUAGAUGUGAUGGAUGUGAGCACUCAGAAGGGGACUGAGAUGUCCAUGGCCCAGUGGACGCGUUACUAUGAGACCCCUCCAUCUCAGAGAGAGAAGCUCUAUAAUGUUAUCAGCCUGGAGUUCAGUCACACCAAACUGGAGAACUUGGUCAAGAGACCGAACACGGUAGAUCUCAUAGACUGGGUGGACAACAUGUGGCCACGUCAUCUGAAGGAGAGACAGAGAGACUCGACUAACUCUAUCAAUGACAUGCAGUACCCCAAAGUACAGAAGUACUGUCUGAUGAGUGUUGAGGGCUGCUACACAGACUUUCACAUUGACUUUGGAGGGACCUCAGUGUGGUACCACAUACUGAGAGGGAGCAAGGUGUUUUGGCUGAUUCCUCCAACUCCUCAGAACUUGGAGCUCUAUGAGAAUUGGGUGCUGUCCGGGAAGCAAGGAGAUGUGUUCUUGGGAGACCGAGCAUCUGACUGCCAGAGGAUUGAACUGAAGCAGGGCUGCACCUUCAUCAUUCCCUCAGGUUGGAUUCAUGCUGUUUAUACCCCUCUGGACUCGAUGGUUUUUGGAGGAAAUUUCUUGCACAGCUUUAAUAUCCCUAUGCAGCUUAACAUCUGUAAUAUAGAGGACAGAACGCGGGUUCCAGUGAAGUUUCGUUACCCCUUCUACUACGAGAUGUGCUGGUACGUGCUGGAGCGCUACGUCUUCAGCAUGACGAAGACCUCCUACCUCACCCCAGAGUUUCAGAAACACUCCCUGGGCAUUGGUCUGAAGAAUCCAUCUGGCUCAGAUCCAGCCAGUGAGCAGGUGAAGGAUGAGGAGGAGGGUGUUGACAGUGAGGAAGAAUCAGGGCAACAAUCUGGCAGGCCUCAGGGUAAAGUCCAUCUGACUCCUCUUGAGCUGGAGGGACUCUGGAACCUACUGGGUAAACUGGAAGCUCUGCCCUCUAACAAGAAGUGUGUCCCAGCAGGGAUACACAACGCUCCGGCACUCAUUACACACAUCAAGGCACUACUAAAGGAGCAUGCUAAUGACAAUCCCACUGUGUCGUACACAGGAAGACCCAUAGUCAGGUGGCCAAAGAGGCCCUCAUGGUACCAUCCCCCCCCUCCACCUCCACCACCACCUCGUCCAAAACUGGCCUCCAUUCCGAUUACCCCACGACCUCAAAAACCAGCCUCUUCCAUGUCUGUGUUAAGGCGCCGAAGAGUCAGAUGUAAACGCUGUGAAGCCUGUAUGAGACCAGAGUGCGGAGACUGUAACUUCUGCAGAGACAUGAAAAAAUUUGGAGGACCAGGGAAGCUAAAGCAGACAUGUGUGCUGCGGCAGUGCCUCUCUCCGGGCCUCCCUCUGUCUGCAGUGUGUGAGAUCUGCAAGGAGCCCAAUCAGGAGGAAACUGGAGAUCCUUCCCUCACUCUGAUGGAGUGUUCCAACUGUGCACAGAUCGUCCAUCCUGCCUGCCUCACGGUUCAGGGUGAAGGAGUGGUGAAUAAAGACCUGCCUAGCUGUUGGGAGUGCCCAAAGUGCGUCCAGGGGAUCACUGAUCCAGAGCAGUCUAAAGGUGACAGAGGUGACGCCCUUCCACUGAAGAGGAAGUCCUCUUCUCUGCUCGACGCUCGUAUGGCUAAGAUUUACAGACGACAGCGACACAGCCGCGAUGGAGAAGACUCUGUCAGUGAUGACGAUGAUGAAGCCUCUCAGAGAAGAAAGAUGGCACUUCAUGCCCGAGGUGGGGGCCACUCUUAAAGGGUCUUUGGUGCUAACAGGAGAGGCCUGCUGAGAGGAGGCUCGGCCCACAGAGGAAGCAGAGGAGGACCUCUAAGUCCCGGAUCCUCUUCUGUCCUCAAGCUUAAGCGAGGGGUUGGCAUGAGGGACAGUGGACGUAGAGGACGAGGUGUGAGGUUGCGAGGAGGCUCCAGAAUGCAACGAAGAGGUGAUGAGUCUGAGGAAUCAGAUGACGAUGACGAUGAUGACGACGAUGAUGAUGACGACGACGACGAUGAUGAAGAGGAGGAGGAAGAGGAGGACAGUGAAGACGGAGAACAACAUCGUCGACGUAGGAGGCGACGCAGGACUGAUGAGGAUGAGGAUGAAGAUGUAGACAGCGAGGGGCAGGAGUUCGACCCUGGAGAGGAGAUGGACACUCUUGAGGAUGAAGAGGAUGAAGAGGUGGAGGAGGAAGGACGCUGGGAUUCAGACCCAGAACCGCCGGUCCUCCUGGUGUCUGAUCUGAAUGAUGACUUGCUGAGUGGCUCCUACCUGACAGUAACUCUACAGCGCCCCCAUAAGGCCAAGAGACAACUGGGCUCAAUCGUUCCAAAGUUAGAAGCAGCCAUGGGCCCAAGGACAGCUGCAGUGGGUGGUGGUGGCCAGCGUUUUAUCCAGAGAAAGACUGCUCUGUCCAAACCUUCACGACUGAAGGCGCAGGACUCCACAGCUGACAGCAUAACUCCACGAGGACCUGGCAGACCUCGUCUGCGGGGUAGCCAUGGUGACAGAGGGUGCUAGAACUCGCUCUCUGCAUCUUCUUCGGAGGAAGAGGAAGCUGCUGCUCCUGCAUCCUCCACCAUUUCUCCAUCGUUGCUCUCUCUGCCCUCCUUUAAGGAUGUGGGCACAUGAGAGAGGAGGGGAGAGGAGGUGUGGGUGUCUGUGUUCAGAUACUUGAACAGAGCUGAGUUGCUGGCCUGCAUGACUGUCUGUAAGGCCUGGUACAAGUGGAGCUGUGACAAAACGUCUGGGAGCCAAGUGGAUGUGAGUCGGUGCAGCACUCAGCAACCAGGCCUAGCAGGCAUUAUCAAACGACAGCCUACCUCUCUGGACCUUUCCUGGACACCCAUGGCCAAGAGACAGCUCAACUGCCUGCUAACCAGGCUCCCAGGUCUAAGAGAGCUGAGGGUGACUGGUCUACCCUGGUCCUGUCUGUCAGCGAUGGUCUCUCCCACUCUGCCCCAUCUACGCCUGCUAGACCUGCGCUGGUGUGAAGGCCUUAAAGAUGCCCAGAUUAAAGAGAUCAUCACCCCACCUGGCUUGGAGUCAUCCCGCAGCAGGCUGAGGAACAUGGUGACGCUGCACCUAUCCGGUCUGGACAUCACCGAGUCCACUCUGAGGCUCCUGCAGCGCCACAUGCCUCAGCUGGAGAGGCUGGACCUCGCCCACUGCAAGGAUUUAUCAGACUCCUCAGUCGCCCUGUUGGCAGCAGCUGGAACUCACACACGCAAUAACCUCACUGAGCUCACACUGGCAGGUUGCAAUGAGCUGACAGAUGGCUGCCUGUCCUACCUGAAGCGUCUCUCCUCUCUGAUUCUGCUGGACCUCAGAGGCUGUAAGGGCAUCAGCAGACGAGCUUGUGAUGCCUUCAUCUCUGACCUGUCCCACGUGGCCGUCUUCUGUAUGAUGGAGGAGAAACUCAUCCAGCGCCUGGACUGACACAAGCGCAUCGUUGUAAAAGAGAGCAACAUGCUUUAGCAAGUUUAUUGUUUAUAUGUUAAAAACUUUUUAGAACACUCAGUCUAUAGAAACAGAAGCAUUAAAGCUCAUCAGUCUGGCAAUCCUUUGGUACAAAAAGCCCACCUCAUGUCUUCUGUGUCUUCUGCGACUUGUUAAAUAAUCGUCACUAACCUCUGAUGUACAAGAAACACUUGAAUUUUGUCUGAUACUACCAACAUUUUACCAGAAUGUCAGAUUAUUCCUUUGAAGCCUGAGUCUUGAUUUAACUGAAUACAAAGAUUUGUACUUUUCAAAGGUUCACAUUUCCUUACACGUCUCGCAUCAUUGCGAAAAUGUACAAAUAACCAGAAAUCUUGUUUCCUAUGAAACCAUCUGUGCUGUUGAAAGAGUGAAGCUGGAGGGAAGUGCUGUUGAUUGACCUUGGUCAGAGCUGCUGUAGUGAUCAGCGUGUUUUGUUCUGGUUCUGAACCGUGAAUCCUCUGUGUACAUAAUUUGUUUUUUUUAUGUUUCAUAUUUGAUAAUGUACCAUGUGUUACAUGUAAAAACUUUAUACAAUGUAAAUCCAAGUUUCUGUUACUGUGUCUGUUUUGUUAAGCAUUGUUUACAGACAUACAAAAAAAAUGCAGUGUGUUUAAGUUAAUAAACUUUGUGUCCCAUGUA